UCCAGGCUCAGGUUGUGUGUUAAAAUUGUGGUGCAGAACAAACUUGUGAAAAAUGCAAUAAAACUAUCAAAAUAUUUAACAAAAACUUAUAACAAUGGCUACUCAAAAGCCCGGCGAGUGGGCGAACUCAUUACUUGCACGUUUUGAAGAGCAGCUCCCAAAUAAAAGCAGAAUCUAUGGCACUCAGGCUAGAUUGAGCCAGGAUCAACUGAUCAAUUGUUUGAUUCAGAUAUCACGUUAUCGAUUUUCCUUGGUCAUAUCAGGUCUGACAAAGAUGCUGCAGAGAGUCAACGAAACUUCUAUUGCACAAUUUCGUGUCCAUGACACAGAACGAUUUUACUAUGAUUCUUUGAUUAUUAUUUUAACUACAUUGGAACGAUGCCUUACCAAUCAAUCAAAAGACACAGCGCGCUUUGAAGAAGCAAUGAAUGUUAAGCUGCUGUUGCGAGAGAUUUCCCAGUUCAUUGAUUUUCAGAGUGAAACCAAUCCAAAUGCUGCCCAAUUGAAAGCAUUGGCAUCAAAAGUGCUGUUUGCACUUUCACAAAACCAUUUCUCUGCAGUUUUUAAUCGAAUAUCAGCAAGAAUUCAGGAACUAACAGCAUGUUCAGAGGAGAACCCUGAUUAUAGUGACAUAGAGUUAAUUCAACACAUCGAUAUGGAUGUAACUAAGCUUACAAAACUUUUACAAGAAACCAUAACGAAAUUUCGAUCUAAAAAAGCUCCACCUUUGAUACUUCUCUACUCAUUAGAAAAGGCAAUAUGGAACUGGAUAGAAUACCACCCACUUGAAUUUCAAGAUUUACAAAGAGGAGUAAACAAAGAUAUAUCUUCGUGCUGGGAACCUUUGCUAGAUUUCGUGGAAGCAUACAAAGCCGAAAACAAAAAGAGCAAAACUACUGUAUGGUCACUGCAAAUGCUAUUGUUGAUCCUAAACCCCGUUUCUCUUGAAGCAACCGUCAACGAACUACAACAAAUGGACAAGGAAAAAGAAAAGGAACGAGAUAAAGAUCGGGUUCAAAGCAAAGUUCCAACAUCUCGCGACAAAGAUUACUCUUCUAAACAAUUUAUUGAAAGUGUAAAACGUGGCCUAGGACAACAUUCUCCUUCGAAGCAAGUUACAGAAUCUGCAGCCAUUGCUUGCGUAAAACUUUGCAAAGCAUCAACAUACAUAAAUAUCAACGAUUCUAACAAUGUCAUUUUCAAAUUAGUCCAGUACAUUAUAAAUGAUCUUAAAGCUCUGCUUUUUAACCCAACCAAACCUUUUUCCCGUGGUCAAGGAUACAAUUUUGCGGAUAUAGAACUGAUGAUUGAUUGUUGGGUAUCUUGCUUUCGUAUCAAUCCGCACAAUAUCGAAGCUUUAAAAGUGUGUUUGAACUUGUCAUCACCACCUGCAUACCAUUUUGUAAUUGUUUGUGCAUUAUUGAGACUUGCCCACAUUUAUGUAGACUUUCGAAUGCCCAACAAAAAUCCAUUUAGGAUUGUUAACCAACCACGGCUUCCUUGGUGGCCACAAACUGAUGUUGUUCACUAUCGUUCAGCCGAAUUAAGAGCACUCUUUACAGACACUUUAAAUAAAGCAACGCAAGGUUAUAUUGCUCACACUCCCCUUCGAAUGAUAACCUCAUUAACACUGAAGUCAAAAGAUGCACAAAAGGGACUUACUCGGGCUGAAGAAGGACCAGCACACAAAAUGUUGCUUCUAUUUCUUGUUCGAUUGAUUCAUGCCGAUCCCACACUGCUUUUAAAUACACAGGGAAAAGUAGCACAUGAAGUACAGAGUUCAACGCUGGAACUUAUAAAUGGUCUUGUCAGUCUGGUUCAUCAACCAACAAUGCCCGAUGUAGCUCAAGAAGCCAUGGAAGCAUUAUUAGCUCUUCAUUCUCCAGAAAAGAUUGAGGUCUGGAAUCCAGAAGCACCAAUUAAUACUUUUUGGGAUGUUAGCUCCCAAGUUCUCUUUUCUAUUUCCCAAAAGCUGAUUCAACACCAAAUUGCUAAUUAUACUGAUGUUCUAAAAUGGCUACGAGAAAUUCUGAUAUGCCGGAAUACAUUUCUUCAGAGACAUAAAGACUAUGCUCAUGUUGGAAGUCAAAUUGCAAUAUGCAAGCAAGCUCAUAUUAAGCUCGAAGUCGUCUUUUUCAUGUACCUUUGGUCAGUUGAUUUAGAUGCGGUGAUAACUUCAUUGUCUUGUCUUGGUUUAUUGGUUGAGGAAGCAGAAAUUAGAUAUGGACAAGAUGAGAUGGCAGUUGGCUUUGUAAUGCCAAAUUAUCAUAUCUACCAAGAAUUGGCGCAAUUAUCAACAGCUAGUACAGAUACCCGAUUUUGUUUUUAUGAAAACGUCCAUGGAAACUCUGUUUUAAAUCGGGUAGUUCUUCAAAAACGAAUUAUGUUGCUUUUGCGAAAAAUUGAAGUUUGUGCAAAUGGUGUGCAACCAGCAUGGGAGGAAACUUUUAGAAAUUGGGAAGCCAUCAGUAAAAUUCUUCAAUCUUAUCCUAAAUGCAAAACCGAAGAUGGACAAGCAGAAGUAUUCCAUCGCGGAAUGGGAAAACGUCGAGCAUCCCACCAAAGUUCCGAACACGAUCUAGAAGAACAAAUUACCGAAUGGGCUAAUAUGACAUGGUUUCUUUUGGCACUCGGUGGAGUUUGCUUACAAAGACCACGUUCGCUACGUGUACCAAUUAAUUUAAAUCAAAACAUUCAAAACUGCCAAAGCAGCCAAAGCAACCAAAAUAUUACAAAUAACCCCAUUAAUGUGCACAGCCAUCCAAACAAUCCACACAGCACAAGUAAUCAAAGUAUGUCACACAAUGCCACAAUGCCACUGAACCCGAAUAUAAGUGUUUCAUUGGGUUCAUUGGCCCAGAACUCAGUGAACUCAGUUUCGAGUUCAGUGAGUUCCGGACGAGGUUCCCUUCAUCCAAGUACAAUAUCACUUGUGACUACUACAAUUGUUAUUCCACCACCGCAGGAAAUCCAGUAUUGUCCAGUAACACAAUUUAUUGGACAACUUCUGCGAUUAUUGGUUUGCAGUAACGAAAAGAUAGGCUUAAAUAUUCAAAAGAAUGUCAAAGAACUUGUCGGGGAAGAGAUGUCUCCGCAACUAUAUCCCAUUCUUUUUGAUCAAAUAAGAGCUAUCGUUGAAAAAUUCUUCGAUCAGCAAGGUCAAGUUAAUGUGACUGAUAUAAAUACUCAGUUCAUAGAACAUACAAUUUACAUUAUGAAGUCCAUACUAGAUCCUAAGCCUAGUAAGGAUCAAAAUGAUCAACCUGCACCGUCGGAACAUUUAGGAGUCACAAGUAUUGAAGGAAUGAUGUUGGGCAUUGUUCGAUAUGUUCGUCAUUUAGAUAUGACUGUCUAUGCCAUUCGAAUAAAAACUAAACUGUGUCAAUUGGUGGAAGUUAUGAUGAAAAGGCGAGAUGACUUGGCCUUCAGACAAGAAAUGAAAUUCCGCAAUAAACUUGUAGAGUAUCUUACCGAUUGGGUUAUGGGCACAUCACAUCAAAUCGCUCCACCAAGUUCAGUUGAUGCUUCAAUGAUGACCAAUACUUCUCUUAUCUUCCGAGAUUUGGAUCAAGCUUGCAUGGAAGCUGUUGCUGCUUUACUUCGUGGACUUCCCUUGCAACCCGAAGAAUCAGAUCGGGGGGACUUAAUGGAUGCAAAAAGUGCAUUGUUUCUUAAGUAUUUUACCCUAUUUAUGAAUUUGUUGAGUGGCUGCAUUGACAACUCCGAAGCUGAGAAGGACAUUCAAAAUUCUCAAAUGCUUCCUCCACGCCCUCGAAUGGCUGCGGGUAAAUUAACAGCUCUGCGUAAUGCUACGAUCCAGGCAAUGUCAAAUCUGCUGGGAGCCAAUAUUGAUUCUGGGUUAAUGCACUCAAUUGAUUUGGGCUAUAAUCCUGAUCUACAAACGCGAGCCGCUUUCAUGGAAGUCCUUACACAAAUUCUCCAACAAGGAACAGAAUUUGACACACUCGCUGAAACAGUAUUGGCUGAUAGAUUUGAGCAACUUGUUCAACUAGUGACAAUGAUUAGUGAUAAGGGGGAAUUGCCCAUUGCAAUGGCUCUUGCUAACGUUGUCACAACCUCUCAAAUGGAUGAAUUAGCUAGAGUACUUGUCACACUUUUCGAUGCUAAGCACCUAUUAGCGCCUCUGCUGUGGAAUAUGUUUUAUAGAGAAGUGGAAGUUUCCGAUUGUAUGCAAACCUUGUUUCGAGGAAAUUCAUUAGGAAGCAAAAUUAUGGCGUUUUGUUUCAAGAUUUAUGGGGCUAGUUAUUUGCAAGGCUUGUUAGAACCACUUAUUCGACCUCUUUUGGAUGAUCCCAAUACGAGUUUUGAAGUCGAUACUGCAAGGCUUGAACAAGCAGAUGACUUAGACAAAAAUCGAUCGAACUUAGUAGCUUUGACACAAAAAGUUUUCGAUGCUAUUAUCAAUUCUGCAGAUCGUUUCCCACCUCAAUUACGUUCAAUGUGUCAUUGUUUAUAUCAAGUUCUAAGUAAACGAUUUCCAAACUUAUUGCAGAAUAAUAUUGGAGCUGUUGGUACUGUGAUAUUUUUGAGAUUUAUCAAUCCGGCUAUUGUUUCUCCUCAGGAACUUGGAAUAGUUGGGAAACAAGUACCAAGCUCAGCAAAACGUGGCUUAAUGUUAAUGUCUAAAAUACUUCAAAACAUCGCUAAUCAUGUUGAAUUUUCUAAAGAACAACAUAUGCUUUGUUUCAAUGAUUUUCUGCGUGCUCAUUUUGAAGCUGGUCGGAGAUUCUUCAUUCAAAUAGCCUCUGACUGUGAAACUGUUGAUCAAACAUCACACAGUAUGAGUUUCAUUUCAGAUGCCAAUGUGUUAGCUCUACAUCGUUUACUAUGGACUCAUCAGGAAAAAAUUGGCGACUAUUUGUCAAGCAGUCGGGAUCACAAAGCUGUUGGACGACGACCUUUUGAUAAAAUGGCAACUUUAUUGGCAUAUUUAGGCCCACCAGAACAUAAACCUGUUGAUUCACACAUGAUGUUUUCGUCCUUUGCAAGAUGGAGUUCAAUUGAUAUGUCCUCAACAAACUUCGAAGAAAUUAUGGUCAAGCAUCAAAUGCAUGAAAAGGAAGAAUUUAAGACUUUGAAAUCAAUGAAUAUCUUCUAUCAGGCGGGAACAAGCAAAUCUGGGUAUCCCGUAUUCUAUUACAUAGCCAGGAGAUAUAAAAUCGGUGAAACAAAUGGGGACUUGCUUAUUUAUCAUGUGAUUCUAAGCCUUAAACCAUUCUGUCAUUCACCUUUUGAAGUUGUGUUAGAUUUUACCCACACCUGCGCGGACAAUCGAUUCCGUACAGAGUUUCUUCAAAAGUGGUUUUAUGUAUUGCCUGCCGUAGCCUAUGAAAAUGUCAACGCAGUGUUUAUAUAUAAUUGUAACUCUUGGGUGCGAGAAUAUACGAAAUUUCAUGACAGAAUACUUGCUCCUUUGAAGGGUAACCGAAAGUUAAUUUUCCUUGAUGUUCCGAAUAAACUAAACGACUUCAUUGAACCCGAACAUCAAAAACUUCCUGGCGCAACAUUAUCACUCGAUGAAGACUUAAAAGUUUUUAGCAAUGCACUUAAAUUGAGUCACAAAGACACAAAAGUUGCAAUAAAAGUUGGUCCAACCGCUCUACAAAUCGCUUCGGCUGAAAAAACAAAAGUCUUAGCACACUCUGUGCUACUCAACGAUAUUUAUUAUGCAUCUGAAAUUGAUGAUGUGUGUUUAGUCGACGACAACCAAUUUACUAUAUCCAUUACUAACGAAACUAGUCAACUUAGUUUUAUACAUAACGAUUGUGAUAAUAUUGUCCAAGCUAUCAUUCACAUUCGCAAUAGAUGGGAACUCAGUCAGCCAGACUCGGUUACUGUUCAUCAGAAAAUUCGACCAAAGGAUGUUCCUGGAACACUACUAAACAUGGCUCUGUUAAAUUUAGGCUCUUCCGAUCCAAAUUUAAGGACAGCUGCCUAUAACUUACUUUGUGCUUUAACGGCUACCUUCGAUUUGAAAAUUGAGGGACAGUUAUUGGAAACGCAAGGACUCUGCAUACCAUCGAAUAAUACUAUAUUUAUUAAGUCAGUUAGCGAGAAACUGGCAACCAAUGAACCCCACCUAACAUUGGAGUUCCUUGAAGAAUGUAUUCAGGGAUUCCAAAGGAGUACAAUCGAAUUGAAACACUUAUGUUUAGAGUAUAUGACGCCGUGGCUCAAAAAUCUGGUUAAGUUUUGUAAAUCAAAUGAUGAUUCAAAAAAGUUGAAAGUCUCUCAAAUUUUGGAUAAACUUAUUUGCCUUACAAUUGAACAAAAAGAAAUGUAUCCAUCAGUACAGGCUAAGAUCUGGGGAUCUAUAGGUCAAAUUCCAGAACUCAUUGACAUGGUUCUUGAUAACUUUUUACACAAAUCUAUUACAUAUGGACUUGGAUCACCGCAAGUUGAAAUAAUGGCAGAUACAGCUGUAGCUUUGGCUUCAGCCAAUGUACAACUGGUGUCAAAAAAGGUUAUAACUCGCAUGUGCCGUGUAAUGGACAAAACCUGCGCAAACCCUACACAGUACCUGGAGCAACAUGUGAUGUGGGAUGAUAUAGCAAUUUUAGGACGUUAUCUUCUUAUGUUGUCGUUUAAUAAUUGUUUAGAUGUGGCGACACACUUGCCUUAUCUGUUUCAUAACAUCACUUUUCUGGUUUGUUCCGGAUCGUUAUCCAUGCGUGCAUCGACACAUGGUCUUGUUAUAAAUAUUAUUCACUCACUUUGUACCUGCACAAAACCGUCAUUUUCCGAGGAAGCCCAGCGGGUUCUUCGCCUUUCUUUGGAUGAAUUUUCUUUACCGAAAUUUUAUUUGCUCUUUGGCAUAAGCAAAGUCAAAUCAGCUGCGGUAACAGCUUUUCGUUCAAGUUGUCGUCACCCACCCGAUAAAUGGUUGGGAAAUGAACGAGUUUCCCAACCCUUACCAGCUGACAGAGAACGUCUGUCUUUGCCAUCAUUGGAGGUAAUAACUGAUGCUCUUCUGGAAAUAAUGGAAGCAUGCAUGAGGGACUAUCCUGAUUGUGAAUGGUUGCAAACUUGGACCUCGCUUUCGAGAAGUUUUGCUUUCUGUUAUAACCCAGCUCUUCAACCAAGAGCUCUUAUAGUUUACGGAUGCAUAAGCAAGAGUGUAACUGAUCAGGAAGUAAAACAACUUCUUAGAAUUCUUGUGAAAGCACUAGAAUCAUUCAAUGAUAUUAUUCUCAUUGAGGCUUUAGUAAUGUGUUUAACAAGAAUCCAGCCACUUUUAAGACCUGAAUCACCAAUCCACCGAGCACUUUUCUGGGUAGCAAUUUCUGUGUUGCAAUUGGAUGAAAUAACUUUGUACGGAGCUGGCUUAGCUUUGCUUGAACAGAAUUUGCAUACACUUAAGUCACAAGGAUCUUUUGAUAAGAUGAAUAUUUCUGAUGUUAUGUUAAGUACUCGGGAACCUCUUGAAUGGCAUUUUAAACAAUUGGAUCACGCAGUGGGGCUUUCGUUUAGAAGCAAUUUCCAUUUUGCGUUGGUUGGUCAUUUGAUAAAGGGAUUUCGUCAUCCAACUCCUACAACAGUCUCACGAACUUAUCGAGUUUUAACAAUGCUUCUUGGUAUUAUAUCGAAACCUGUUCGAAGAGAUAAAUUUGAAGUUACGCCAGAUAGUGUUGCAUAUUUGACAGCUCUGGUAGCUGUCUCAGAAGAAGUGCGUUCUAGAUGUCAUGUCAAACACGCCUUACCUAGAUGGCCAACUGAAAUGAGUACUGAGAAUCCCGAAAUAGGAAGCUCUACGUCGCAAAAUCUUGGAAUGACACUUUCAAGACGACAAAAAUCUUGGGAUAUCCUUGAUCAAUCAGCUUUGUCAUUUGCACGACAUCAUAAAGUUCCACCGCAUCAGAAUGCACGAGUUUUGUUCAAAACUCAACGAUCAUUUUCGGUACCAACGACAAAAGAUCCAAAUAAGUCAAAUGGAAUCGAUGAACGACAGGAACGCGGCUCGCGUUCGUCAGUAUCCAAUGAAUCAAAUGUUCUACUUGACCCUGAAGUCCUUCCUGAUUUAUCAAUACAAGCACUUGUGUUAACUGUUCUUGCAACCCUAGUAAAGUAUUCCACCAAUGAAAGCGAAACGAGAGUUCUUUAUCAAUACCUCGCGGAAGGAUCUGUUGUAUUUCCAAAAGUGUUCCCAGUCAUCCACUCCUUGCUUGAUCAGAAAAUAAACAACAUUCUGUCCAUGUCCCAUGAUCAAGUUGUCCUUAACUCUGUGCAAAAUAUUAUACAAAAUAUGCUCGCCAGCGAGGACCCAUCGCAGCAGCAACUACAUUUCCUUCAAAGCUGUGGCUUUGGUGGAUUGUGGCGAUUUGCCGGACCGUUUACCAAAUACAAUAUGAUGGGAGAAUCAUCAGAGCUUUUCGUAAAUUGCCUUGAAGCAAUGGUUGAAACUUGCCUACCUGGAGAUGAAACAACCCCAGUACCACCAUCCCCACGACAGUAUAACUUAAGUUCGAGUUUAAGCAGCUUGACUUUAGGGUCACCUACAGAUAAAGCUUUUUCAACAGAGUCACUAGACUAUGAUAAUUUUGGCGGCAGUGUUAGCUCUCUACGGCGUGCAUCCUGCAGCAAACCACGCAUCAAACAUCGAUUAACCGAUAGUCCUUCUAAAUGAGAGCUUCUGAAGCAUGAAUAACAACAACAUCACGCACUAGACGUACAAUAUUCGAAAGAAUUUUUCGCUUUUUAUCUUUUAUAAAGAAAUGUUUUUAAGAAAAAGUAACAAUUUUGAGAAACAGUUUUUAGUGACAAAUUUAAAUUUAUAUUGUAUGAUUGUGUACACGUUAAAAAGUCUAGCAAAUAACAAAUAAGGAAACGAAACAAAAAUUAAAACGAAAAAUAUAUUUUUAAUGUAAAUCUUAUUUCUUUAUGAAAGAAAUAGUUAGUGAUUUGCACACAUUAACUAUUUAUACUAUAUUAGAACAAUAUUUUUAGUCUUUCUUUAUAUAUUAAAUCUUCUAUCAAAUAUUUAAGUUUUAUUAUUUAUAAAAAUUAUUUACAUCUAUAUAUUUUUUUGCAAAUAAGAAUAAAAUUAAAUAUAUUACAGAAACUAAAUGUUGUGCAUUAUAUAUAUUAUACCUGUAUAUCUAAUAAAUGUGGUGUAAAAAUUAAACUUGUGCCAUAAACUUAUUCUUAUCUGUCUUAUAAAUGUACAAAUGUGUAUUUUAUUGUUAUAUUAUUUAUCUGUCCAUAUCAAUUGUUGCACUUAACAUUUUUUAUCUUCUGAUGAAAUGAAUGUACCUAACGUUUAGCGCAUUCCACACGCACACAAUUGAGCUAAUUGUAACAUUUGCGUCUUGUUAAAAAUCUAAACUUUUGUGUCCUAAGCCUAGCAUUGUUAAAUAUAUUACAAACACGAAAAUUGAAAAAAAUAGCCAGUGGGAUUAAUUCGAUUUAAUUUAAACAGUCAUCAGGAGAGUUUUAAAAGUAUUUAAACAUUGUUGUAGAGUUAAAGUUAUGCAUACACACUCAAUGUUUUUGUUGGAAAAAGUUUAAUUUGUGAACUUUUGGAUUUGAAGUUAUUCUCUUUUAAUGUUUGACAAUAAUAAAGUUUGCUAACAAUUGAGUUCAAAUAUUUUUAAUCCGUUUGUAUUUCAUAUCUAGUCCUAGUAGAGUUUUGGAUUGCUUUUGAGCGAAUAUUAUGAACAUAAGUUUAAAUUUUCGGGUUUAAAUAAUCCAGAUAAAUGUGAGGAUUUCAAAUUCACUUACAUUGCCAACCACUAAGAUGAGGACACCAGCACAAUUUUAGGAAACGUUUUUUUUUAUACCUGAAAUAGGAACGUUUUUACCCAUCACAAGUUCAUACAAUUAAAUUGCAACUUAGAAACGAGUGUUAGUAUUUCGUAAGACCGACAAAUCAACUACUAAAACAGCGUAAAAAAGUGCUUCACUAGGAUAAGGGCUUUAAGUGCAGCAUCUUACAUGUACGACCUUUUUAAAUUAUUGUAUUAAAUAUCUAUACGAUUGUUAAAAACAUCUGUUUUGAUUUAAUUUGGAACAAAAAUGAGUUCUGAAAAAACUUUGACAGCUAGCAUUAGUAAAGAUAGAUGUUUUCAAGGAUAUAGGGCUCUCAGGACUUGAAAUACAAAUAAACUGAUACCAUCCACAAAUGAAAACUACAGAAGGAGCAUCGAAUGAAAAAAAGAUAAGCAUUGGUGCUCUCGAUGGUAACAAAUUUUAUGUAAAUGAUCUGAGAAAGGAUUAGCUUAUUUUGACAAGGCGCCACAGCCCUAAAAUCAGGUGUAAUGUUGUGGAGAGCUAUAACCCACUAUGGCACAAUCAACUUGGAGCUUUUGUCUGCAACAAUGGGGAAAAACUACAAAUGUUUGCUGAAACAGUCAUUUUAAAAAAUUAAGAACAUUUUUAAACCUUUUCCUAGGAUUUUUCAACAAGAAAAUACUCCGUCCACAUUUCCAGGGUUGUUAGCAGUUGGAUUAAAUCAAAAGAUCUGUAAAAAUUGCCAUGGCUAUCAUAUUAACUUGUCUUAAACAUUAUUGAAAUCGUUUGAUUAUGGCUAUCGCGUUAUGUGUAUGAUUGUGCCAGACAAUUUGAAGACAA
This is a messenger RNA of Eupeodes corollae, 10587 nucleotides long. It is a transcript of the gene Nf1, whose product is annotated as neurofibromin. Gene Ontology annotation, biological process: regulation of GTPase activity. The record is from RefSeq and is a predicted model, not a curated record. Bases 95 to 8644 code for a protein of 2849 amino acids. NCBI's taxonomy places the organism in Eukaryota, Metazoa, Arthropoda, Insecta, Diptera, Syrphidae. The transcript has 29 exons.